Cololabis saira (Pacific saury) is the source of this 2599-nucleotide messenger RNA. It is a transcript of the gene kctd13, whose product is annotated as potassium channel tetramerization domain containing 13. Bases 405 to 1400 code for a protein of 331 amino acids. Gene Ontology annotation, biological process: proteasome-mediated ubiquitin-dependent protein catabolic process; negative regulation of Rho protein signal transduction; protein homooligomerization. Gene Ontology annotation, cellular component: Cul3-RING ubiquitin ligase complex. Gene Ontology annotation, molecular function: protein binding; ubiquitin-protein transferase activity. The transcript is spliced from 7 exons. Lineage: Eukaryota; Metazoa; Chordata; Actinopteri; Beloniformes; Belonidae. The record is from RefSeq and is a predicted model, not a curated record.
GAGCAGUCUUUGGUUUCGUUUCCGACUGACCCAGUUAGCUCCUCACAUUAUCGUCAGUGAAUAAUCAUCAUAUCAAACGAUGGACCUGUUAGCUCCUUGUUUUUCAGUGCUCGUGUUUUAAUGCGCCCAUGUGGGUGUUGUUUCGCCACAGAUUGAGCGCUCCAGCGCAGAUGAUCGGUGUCUGUUUGGAGAUAGUGGUUGUUGUUAGCUGCUUAGCUGGGAACAUGAGUCUGAUCAGAGCUGCGGUUUAAAACCAUUUCUGCUGGUUAUUGUUGUUCAUAUCGGCUGUUCGCCCGAUUCUCGAGUCCUACCUUACAAACGCUACACAUUUGAUCAUCUCAGCAGGUUUUACUCCUCCAGCACCCUCGGAUGUGCAGUGUGUCAGAAAGAGAAUCUACAGCCACAUGUCUGCUGAGGCUUCAGUUGGCAGUCAUGCUGCCGACUCUGCCCAGUCUGCUGUUCCCCAGCCUGCCUACCACAACACAGAUGAGCAGAGAAAUCAGGGUCUGCUGGGGAGCAAGUAUGUCAAGUUAAAUGUGGGUGGUUCACUGCAUUACACAACCAUCCAGACAUUAAGCAAGGAAGACAGUCUGCUGCGAAGCAUAUGCAACGGGGAGACAGAUGUUACCAUAGACUCUGAAGGUUGGGUUGUUUUGGACAGGUGUGGCCGACAUUUUGGACUGGUUUUGAACUUCCUGCGAGAUGGCUCAGUCCCACUUCCAGAAGAGCACAGAGAACUGGACGAGGUCCUAAAGGAGGCCCAGUACUAUCGAGUGCAGGGACUGGUGCAGCACUGCCUCAGCGCCAUGCAGAAACAGAAAGAUGUCUUUGAAAGUGUGUGCCGCAUUCCCAUGAUCACCUCACCCAAAGAAGAGCAGAAGAUGAUCACUACAUGCAAAAAGCCGGUAGUAAAGUUGCAGAACAACAGAGGAAACAACAAAUAUUCUUACACGAGCAACUCUGAUGACAACCUGUUGAAGAACAUCGAGCUGUUUGACAAACUCGUACUUCGAUUUAAUGGCCGCGUCCUGUUUGUCAAAGACGUGCUUGGGGAUGAGAUCUGCUGUUGGUCUUUCUACGGCGAAGGCCGCAAGAUUGCAGAAGUGUGCUGUACUUCCAUUGUCUAUGCGACAGAGAAAAAACAGACCAAAGUUGAAUUUCCUGAGGCACGGAUAUUUGAAGAAACACUCAAUAUCCUCAUCUAUGAGAAUAACCGAGGAUCUGGUCCAGGAGGCUUGCACCUUUUAGAUUCAAGAGGCUCAGGUUCAAAUCUGGGAGCUGGUCAGUCGGAGGAAGAGGGUGCAUUUGGAGGAGAGAGACGAGUCAGACGGAUCCACGUAAGGAGGCACAUAAUGCACGAUGAAAGGGGACCCGGCCAGCAAACUGUGUACAAGGACUAAUUGCAUGAGAAAUGAAGGCAUGGGAGAGUGAUUUAUAAAUGAUUUAUUGUGCUUUUUUUUUUUUUUUGAAUGCUUGAAGAAUGAAAGUGAUAUCCUUGAUCACAGCAAUAGCUAGGUACUUAUUUCAUUACGUUUUUUUUUCAUUUAUUUAACACACUUGAAGAAAUUUUGGGCUCGAUGACUGAUUUGUAACUGAGGUUACAGCUUGGAAAUGUUUACAAGAAAAUAAAUUGUGUAAAUUCUUUAAACAGGAAAUAUGUGAAAUUAACUGUGACUGAAACUGCCCUAAAUAUGUUGAUGAACCAACCACAAGUUGGUGAAAACUUCAAACCUGCAGGCGGAUUUUUAUUUUUAUUUUUUCUUCUUAGAGCAGGCCACCUCUGCUUGUGUGGGAGUUGAUAUGCACUGACAGCCUCUUCUGUGUUUAACUUUUAGGAAAUAUUAUCAGUUUGUUUACGUUGGGAAACAUCCUAUUCCUCGGCUCUGUUGCAGAAUAGUUUCCGAUGUUGGUGAAGUCGAGUCUUGGCAUGUUAGCACUGGAAUUAAACAAAAUAGACAUUUUUAGUGAGGUUGUCAGUGAAGGAUAUUGCUGAGCAGCUCAAUUUCUUUAUUUAAAUUAUUACAGCUGUUGUUUAAGUAUGUCUUUUAUUAAUUUAUGAACCUAAUUUAUUGUUUGGUAUUUAACUUUUGUAUUGAAUCCAAUCUUUGUGUUAUUUAGUGCUCAAAUUUAGUUUUAUUUCUGGAACAAUAGAGUGCGGUAUACAGCACAGAUCAGAUUUUUAGUUUCGUCCUAUGAAUAAAUCACAAACUUCUACUUCAGUUCAAUGUUUCAAGUAAAACUGUGACCAUUUCUUUGAUGAUGAAUGUUAUUCUGAGCCACAAUACUUUUACUUUUGCUUUGUUUUAUACCAAACUACAAAAUUUAGCUGAAAUGAACUGGCCAUUGUCACACAGGUGGUAGGAAAGACUGAGUUGUAUUUAUUUGCCUCAGGGAGAGGAUAUGUUAUUUUCUUUCAAUAUUCUCUGAGAAAUUGUGUAAAUCUAAGCACUCCUAAAGGUGAAAAGAAAAAGCAAACAACAUUGAAUGGGAGCAAUAUCUAUGUUAAACCCUUAACAGUAGAAUACCUUGAAAUAUGCACUAUUGUAACAUCCGUCCAUUGGUCAUGGAAAUGUUUUAAAUAAAUUGCUUACAAACCCUA